Perca flavescens (yellow perch) is the source of this 1149-nucleotide messenger RNA. RefSeq names its product inward rectifier potassium channel 16. The record is from RefSeq and is a predicted model, not a curated record. The coding region runs from base 1 to 1149 and encodes 382 amino acids. Gene Ontology annotation, cellular component: plasma membrane. Lineage: Eukaryota; Metazoa; Chordata; Actinopteri; Perciformes; Percidae. The transcript has a single exon. Gene Ontology annotation, biological process: potassium ion import across plasma membrane; regulation of monoatomic ion transmembrane transport. Gene Ontology annotation, molecular function: inward rectifier potassium channel activity.
AUGAGCACUGAGAGGGGCGAGCUGGUCAUCAUUGAUACCUGCUACACUACAGUCCACACACUGGGCAGGAAAAAUGAGGCAAGCCGGCUGCGCUACAUGCAGAAAGAUGGCAGCUUCCCUGUGGUUUUCCAGAAGGCCCCUGGACAAUGGAGCCUGUACCUGAUAGACAUCUUCACCACUCUUGUGGAGAUCCGCUGGAGGGUGAUGCUCCUUAUCUUUUCCCUCUCUUACAUUCUCUCUUGGCUCUUUUUUGGUCUCUGUUAUUGGCUCAUUGCGUAUGUACAUGGGGACGUUGACGAUGCACAACACACAACAUGCGUAGACAAUGUGCGCGGCUUUACUGGAGCCUUUAUGUUUUCAAUGGAGACCCAGGCGACUAUUGGCUACGGCUUCAGGGGGAUGACUGAGAACUGUAUCGUGGCCAUUAUUUUGGUGACGGUUCAAGAUGUAUUUAGCUGCCUCCUUGACACCAUCAUCAUUGGUAUUGUUGUUGCUAAAAUGGCAUCUGCUCGUAAGAGAUCUCAGACGGUUGGUUUUAGCAGCUGUGCAGUGGUCAACCUGCGAGAUGGGGUUCUGUGUCUGUCUUGGCGACUUGGGGACUUCAGGGGCAAUCACAUCCUGGAGGGUGUUGCCAGGGCCAUGUUAGUCCGCUAUGUGAAACAGCCACUUGGGUCUAUUGUGAUAUCAUACCAGGACCUGCACAUCCAGAAUCGAGACAUUGUGCUCGCCACACCAGUCACCAUUAUCCACAAGCUGGAACCUAGCAGUCCCCUCUACCUCCUCGGCCCUGACGACCUGCUGGGGGACGACUUUGAGCUGGUGGUGUCUUUCACCUAUACCGGUGACUCUACAGGAAUGCUCCACCAGACUCGAACCUCCUACACACCAGCAGACAUCCGCUGGGGCCAGCGCUUCCAGGACAUGCUGAAAAUGGACAAGAGGCACUACAAGGUGGACUAUGCUCUGUUCAACGUGACCACGUGGGUGCCGGUGCCCCUGCUCAGUGCAGAGCAGUUGCACAGGAGGGGUAGCCCUGUAGAGGGCAGUCAGUCCCGCAGUGCUCUCUUUGCUUCAAAUAAGAGAAACGGACACACUUGCAAAGUGAAUUCUGACAACACUGAAGAGGUGAUGCAGCAAACCUGCUUGUAG